Messenger RNA from Arabis nemorensis, 306 nucleotides. The record is from the annotation of a GenBank genome assembly. Lineage: Eukaryota; Viridiplantae; Streptophyta; Magnoliopsida; Brassicales; Brassicaceae.
AUGUCGAUAGUAAACAUAGUAAUGGUCCUUCGGGACUCGCCCGAGAGAUUUCUAUAUCCGCCGGUUCUUGAAAGAUGGCUCUGCCAUGUCGGAUUAUGUUCGGUGGUGAUUAGAGAACCGACGGCAGAGCAUAUAGUGAAAAUCGUCUUCUCCAUGUUUGCCGAUGUGAAGCUCAAAAAGCACAAUAUAGAGAAGUCGAUAGUAAGAUGGAGAAGUGGAGCGAUGGUUGCAAGAUUGUCGGCGCCAAUGUGGAAAGGUCUUCGGUUUAACACCGAGAAAAUCUCCGGACCAGAGAUAGGAGGUUGA